Messenger RNA from Nyctereutes procyonoides (raccoon dog), 333 nucleotides. It is a transcript of the gene INS, whose product is annotated as insulin. Gene Ontology annotation, biological process: positive regulation of protein secretion; glucose homeostasis. The transcript has 2 exons. The coding region runs from base 1 to 333 and encodes 110 amino acids. The record is from RefSeq and is a predicted model, not a curated record. Lineage: Eukaryota; Metazoa; Chordata; Mammalia; Carnivora; Canidae. Gene Ontology annotation, molecular function: hormone activity. Gene Ontology annotation, cellular component: extracellular region.
AUGGCCCUCUGGAUGCGCCUCCUGCCCCUGCUGGCCCUGCUGGCCCUCUGGGCGCCCGCACCCACCCGAGCCUUCGUUAACCAACACCUGUGUGGCUCCCACCUGGUAGAGGCUCUGUACCUGGUGUGCGGGGAGCGCGGCUUCUUCUACACGCCUAAGGCCCGCCGGGAGGUGGAGGACCUGCAGGUGAGGGACGUGGAGCUGGCUGGGGCGCCUGGCGAGGGCGGCCUGCAGCCCCUGGCCCUGGAGGGUGCCCUGCAGAAGCGAGGCAUCGUGGAGCAGUGCUGCACCAGCAUCUGCUCCCUCUACCAGCUGGAGAAUUACUGCAACUAG